AUGGGAAACAUUGUGGGAUACCGUUCCGUGGUCUACUUCGUUAACUGGGGUAUCUAUGGACGAGCAUUAAACCCAGCUGAUCUCCCAAUCGACAAGUUGACGCAUGUUCUUUAUGCUUUUGCCAACGUCCGUCCAGAGACUGGAGAAGUCUAUCUUUCCGAUACCUAUGCCGAUAUAGAGAAGCACUACCCCGGAGACUCAUGGAGCGAACCGGGAACCAACGUCUACGGAUGCGCCAAACAGCUGUUCCUCCUGAAGAAGCAGAACCGUAACCUCAAGGUUCUUCUUUCCAUUGGUGGAUGGACAUAUUCCGCCAACUUCCCUAAGGCUGCUAGCACCGACGCUGGAAGAAAGAAGUUUGCUGAAUCCGCUACCAAGAUUCUUCUUGACUUGGGCUUUGACGAUGAGACUGAGGCCAAUAACCUGGUCUUGCUCCUGAAGGCUUGCAGAGAGACUCUUAAUGCCGCUCAGAAGAAUCGCAAGUUCCUUCUCACUGCUGCUGUCCCAUGCGGCCCCGUCAACUAUGAGAAGCUUAAGCUCAAGGAAAUGAGCGCUCAGCUCGACUUCUUCAACCUCAUGGCCUACGACUUCGCCGGUGCCUGGGAUAAGAACGCUGGACACCAGGCUAACUUGAGACCAUCCAAGUCGAACCCCUCCAGCACCCCAUUCUCUACUAGUGCUGCAGUUGACUACUACACCAAUAACGGUGGCGUGCCCAAGAGCCAGAUUGUUCUUGGAAUGCCCUUGUACGGACGUGCUUUCACCAACACCGAUGGCCCCGGCAAGCCAUUCCAGGGAGUUGGCCAGGGAAGCUGGGAAAACGGUAUCUGGGACUACAAGGUCCUGCCCAAGGAUGGAGCCCAGGAGAAGAAAGAUGACGAAUGCGGUGCCUCUUACAGCUACGACCAGGCCAGUCGUACCAUGAUUUCCUACGACACCAUCCCCAUGGUCCAAGAUAAGACCAAGUGGGUUAUCGACAACGGUCUUGGAGGCGGAAUGUGGUGGGAAGCCAGUGGUGAUAGAGGUGGUAAGAAUGCCACCAAGGAUGGCGGAAGCUUGAUCGCUACCUUCGUCGAGGGUGUCACUGCCAAUGGCCAGAAGGGUUUGGAGAAGUCCCAGAACUCCAUCGAAUACCCCGAGAGUCAAUACGAGAACUUGAAGAAAGGCUUUCCCUGA
Trichophyton verrucosum HKI 0517 is the source of this 1176-nucleotide messenger RNA. RefSeq lists its product as uncharacterized. The record is from RefSeq and is a predicted model, not a curated record. The coding region runs from base 1 to 1176 and encodes 391 amino acids. NCBI's taxonomy places the organism in Eukaryota, Fungi, Ascomycota, Eurotiomycetes, Onygenales, Arthrodermataceae. Gene Ontology annotation, cellular component: extracellular region. Gene Ontology annotation, biological process: chitin catabolic process; carbohydrate metabolic process. The transcript is spliced from 6 exons. Gene Ontology annotation, molecular function: chitinase activity; chitin binding.